Molecule: messenger RNA, 1383 nt
Organism: Radiomyces spectabilis
Lineage: Eukaryota; Fungi; Mucoromycota; Mucoromycetes; Mucorales; Radiomycetaceae
Exons: 6
Coding region: 428-1339 (303 amino acids)
Source: RefSeq, a predicted model, not a curated record
GUCGCAAUGAAGGAUAUGGCUUCCCAAACUACCACAAAAACACCAGUCCACAAACAACAAUUAAAUUAAAUUAGGUGACAGUCUGAUAAGCGUUCCACACUCUUGCUUCUGCAUGACGCGCGACUGAUCCCUUUUUUUUAUAUAUAUCAUGUUGCAAGCAACGCAGACGCAAACUGUGAAUUAUCAAAGAGAACGUGAAGUCUCCUUGGCGCUUCCGUCCUUUCAGAAAGUGGGCGGCAGCAAUGUCGGAUCACGAAUGACAUGCGUGCAGAUUCUCGAUUAUUAUAUGGAAGGCAUUCGUUCCACCACCACCGAUUUGUUGGAUCUUGUACUGGAUGGAGGCAAUCUCGACAUUACCAUAUCCUUUUUUUACUGACAUUAGAGGCAAAAAGACGAUGAGCUCCUGUGCUUCUAUCCUUAACUUGGAAUGUCGCUUUUUCAAUACUUUAGCAACCGUAUUAAUGGACUUGAAUGUGAAAUCCACGACUGGAUGACCGUAUCGUUAAUACAGACUAUGCAAUACUGUGGAUUCAAGCUCAAGAAUAUGUGUCACAGCCAAACUGACCGCGAGUGUCAAUCAUUGAUCUUUUACGUUCCAAAGGCUUUCAUCACCACGCCCCUGUCGUAUUUGCUGGAAAGAUCAGUGCCGCAAGGUCGACUCAAAAGACUUCACAUCUAUCUGGACUGGGAGACAAAAAAUCUGCAGCCGUUGAGAAGUUUGAUGGAAUACCCAAAUGAAGAGCUGAUACAAUACGUUGACAAUGGAUUUUCCAUCAUAUUAUGUCAGCGCAUGAGUCAAAUGUACCCACUCAUCUUUUCCAAACUCUACGUUCAACGUUUGGCGACGUCGACGAAAUACAUUCCUACCAUGGCGCGAUCCCUGCAACGCAUUGCAGAUAUUGCAAAGACGAAAUCAGCCACUGAUUUUUACGCGGACACGCGGGAAAUGAUUGAUGCGAUUGCUUCUCGAACGCGGAUGUUGAAACCGGAAGAAGAUCCCGCCAACCCCGACUUCUUCUCGAAUACCGUCAUUGGAUUGUAUUGUGCUACCAAAAAUAUGUCCACGCUACGUCAAUGCGCCAAGGUAGAACAAAAAAAAAAACCACAAACCCACCCACCGGAAAUGGUUUGUGCUCAAUCAAUGAUACAGAGGCCUAAACCACCGGCACUUCAUACCUCUACACCGUCGAGCCCACCAGAUGCGCAUGAUACGGUGGCCAAUCUGUGGUCCGCUUUCCGCUGUGACGUGGAGCCAAUUCCAGAACUCUCAAAUUCUCAAGCGGAUGCCAGUGAAGACGAAGAGCUUAAUAUCGAUGACCCUUUUAUCCAUGACUUGUAAACUGUCGAGCAACCAUUGUAAAACAGUGCAGAACCUAAAAAAAA